Messenger RNA from Homalodisca vitripennis (glassy-winged sharpshooter), 7180 nucleotides. Its product is annotated as myb-related protein B-like. Gene Ontology annotation, molecular function: RNA polymerase II cis-regulatory region sequence-specific DNA binding; DNA-binding transcription factor activity, RNA polymerase II-specific. Lineage: Eukaryota; Metazoa; Arthropoda; Insecta; Hemiptera; Cicadellidae. Gene Ontology annotation, cellular component: nucleus. The coding region runs from base 246 to 2393 and encodes 715 amino acids. Gene Ontology annotation, biological process: regulation of DNA-templated transcription. The record is from RefSeq and is a predicted model, not a curated record. The transcript is spliced from 16 exons.
GGCCGCCAAAGGCGAAACAAAUAACAAAAACUAAAAAAUAGGGAUAACAAAAAAGAAGUGUUCUUGAUUCCUUGGUUGAGUUUAUGUUCUUGUAUUGUGCUUAGUAGUUUGACAGAGUUGUAGUGUUUGGUUGGUCGGUUUGUUAGUGUUUGGUUAUAAACCAAUCUAAUAGCCUAACCCUAACAUUUACGUAAUUAUAAUGAUUAUUAAAUAGUUUUUAUUUGCACGAAAGUGUUAACCUAUGGAUGGCUUUCAGUCCAAUAUACAAAGGACCCCGGUCGUCCAUUAUGUCAACCAAACCAAAAAAGAAUUUCAGGUCCCGGUCAGGCUACGAGAGCAGUGAGAGCGAUGAUCUCUCUGACGAGUCCGGGGCCGCAGACGACGCUGCCAAGGCUCGCUCCAGGCAGGUGGUCCAUAAGGGCCGCUGGACCAAGGAAGAGGAUAACCUUCUGAAGGAUAAGGUGGAAGAGUACAAUGAGUGCUGGGAGAUGAUCGCCAAACACUUUCCUGAGCGUUCGGACGUGCAGUGCCAGCAGCGGUGGCACAAAGUCGUCAAUCCUGAUCUCGUCAAGGGCCCUUGGACGAAGGAGGAGGAUGAGACCGUGAUGGAGCUGGUGGAGAAGUACGGCCCUAAGAAGUGGACGUUGAUCGCCCGGCACCUCAAGGGUAGGAUAGGCAAGCAAUGUCGAGAGCGCUGGCACAACCAUCUCAACCCCAACAUCAAGAAGACUGCCUGGACCGAGGACGAGGACAGGGUCAUCUAUGAUGCACACAAGCGCUGGGGAAAUCAGUGGGCCAAGAUAGCCAAACUGCUGCCUGGCAGGACGGACAAUGCAAUCAAGAAUCACUGGAACUCGACAAUGCGGCGCAAGUACGACCCUGAGGACAAAACAGCCAGAGAGGAGAAGAAUAAAGUGAGCAAGGCGAGGGGGAGUAAAACACACCUGUUGACACAGGCAUUGGAGCGGGCAGAGUCUAACUAUGAGGCGUACAACGCGAUCAGACAUAUCCAGCCUGUCAAACAGGAAUGGUUCCCUCAGCAGUCUCAGGAACACUUCAUAUCGGCUUCUCAGCCAAUGACUGAGCUGUCUCCUCCCAGGCUGCAACUACAUCAAAGGGUACCAGAGUUUGAGUUGACUCUGGAUACACCUCCUAGACCUGCUACUGUGCCUUUGGACUCUCCUAGUCAGCGCACUUUCAACACUUACAGAGUCACUGGAAUGGGCCAUCACAACGCUAGUCCGCUGAAACUGACGUCUCCUGAUGAAGGCUUUGGGGAUCUAAAUGUGGUUGAUUACAAUAGCUUUACAUCUCCCCUUCGGUUAAGUCAUCCCAACUCUCCUUCUAUUAUAGGUUACUCAAAUGACUUCCAAAUAUCAUCCCUUGAGGCGGAUGUAGUUCCUUUAAACAGUGUUAAAACUGUGUCUCCCCCUUCCAUCCUGAGGAGGGGCCAUCGCACCAGACGACGAAGUAUUUCUGAGUGUACAGACCUCUCCCCGGAAUACAUACCUCUUGACACCUUCUCUAGUGAAGACACAGACAACUCGUUCAUGCGAGGAAGUCUUCGAACACCAGAGAAGAGUACUCCCAUCAAACAACUUCCCUUCAGUCCAUCACAGUUUCUGAACAGUCCAAACCUGUCGUUUGAUGCGACACUUGCAUCCACGCCACUCAAGCAAAGUCACGAUAUGAAAUCUGGGAGUCCAGGACUGCUGGUAACCCCCAACCCUCUACAGUUGAGGCCCCAGACUGAGGACACGGCUCCCCAGACCACACCCCCACGCUCCCGCCGACCCCCUGCCAACACCCCCAGAACUCCGACCCCGUUCAAGAACGCACUGGCAGAAAUAGAGAAGCGAAGUCGACGACAUUCCUACACGCCUCAAACACCGACAAGGCUAGUAGAGGAUAUACAAGAAAUCAUCAAAAAGGAACAAGACGAGUCAGAUUCGCAUUAUGAAAUGGACACGUCUAUUGCAAAUACCAGUGAACAAGACAGCGGGUACCUGACAGCCAAGAGGAAGCCAGCGCAGGCCUCACACUACGGCAAGGAAAACACUUUGCCCCACAAGAGGGUGAGGAAGGCUCUGGCACCGUCAUGGUCUACUCCGGGCAUGAUCAGUGUACCUGGCGUCACAGACCUGUCCUUCGCCGAGACACCGAGCAAGUGCCUGUCCGGAAGUGAAUCUUCUGUACUUUUCUCUCCGCCUUCAAUAGUUAGGGACAUGUUGAGUGAAACUGACGAUUCGUUCCUACACUCCACCCCUCACCUUAGGCUUUCACCUCCAAAGAUUUAUAAUGGAGCUCGCCAGUUCCUGCCAAACAUUCGGCCUGCAAACGUAUCCACUUCGAGGAGUCUGCCACCCAGCACCACCUCUCCAAGCUGGUUGUAAAGUGGGAGAUGGUGGCAUAUGGGAAGACCCGAGACCAGCUAGAACUGACUGAGCAAGCUCACCAGAUCCUCGGCCAGACCAAAUUCAAACCUCGUUCCCUAACACUUUAGCCUGCCGAUAGACUGAAUAUAUUAAAUACCUGCCCCUGUGAACACUAGAAUAGUAUCAAGGCCAUAUUUUUUGUACGAGAUACAUAGUGCUUAAUAUUAGUUCUAGUGACAUCACUUUUAUCAUAAAAUUACAAUGGUAAUUCUCAAAAAUGUUCUUUGUUAAAUAAGUAAAGAACAUUUUUGUAGGUUAUAUCAUAUGUUUAUACAUCAAUUUAGGAUUAAUACCUUAAUAACCACAUCACACUAAGCUUACUGAUAACCAAAGCUUAUAUUUUCACACCUUUUUAUUAUGUCUAUCAUUGCACUUUACACGCUCUGCAGUAAUUUUCAAGCUGCUUUUAUUUUGUUGUUUUUUUAUUUUGUUAGUUUUUAUUUUGUAAAAAUUUUAAUUUAUUUUUGUACAUAACUUUGUUAACCAGAAAGAUACUAGUUUUGAAUUUAAAUUCAAUUUACUACUUAAUGUGAACUGUGUACAACAUGGUUCUACUGUUCAUUCGACUUGAAUAAAACAGUACUAAUACUUAGUAAUAUGAUAUACAGACUAUAAAGUACAAAUUUACAUCGAAUCUCCGCAUAACCGGUGUAUGUUGAUAUUUGUUAGGUUUUGUGCUUUUUUUAUUUUGAUACCAGUGAUUUUAGACUUCCAUUUAAUCUUUUAUAUACCUUUUUUUAUAGAUAGCUAUAGUUUGUAUUAAUUGUAGUACAACUUUAGCCAUUUUAUUGUGUGUUAACCAUUAUAUUUAUUUCUUUUAAAUUUUCUAUAGAAAAACAAAUACAAUUAUUAAAAUUGGUUUUCUGAGCUUUAACUACAUUUUAAAACUCAAUUUGUUGAACCAAAGAAUUAUUAUUUACCUAAAUUAUUAUCUGCCAUCGAUAGUUUUGUCAAGAUAAUGGGUGAUCCACAAAACAUUAAAUGUUUGAAUAAUAACUUUUACAUAAUACUAUAAUAUGAUUUAUUUGAGAUAAAAUGAUUAUCCUUUAUUCCUUAUCAUCAUGGAAUAAUUUUGAGUAAUUAUUAACGAGAAUGAUUAUUAAAAAAUUUAUAUUAUUUUGAUCAACAAAUUGAUUAUAGUUAUUUAUUAUAAUGCAAAUGAUAGUUCAUAGCUCAUAGAGUUUGUAUACAUGGAUAUUUAUUGUAGUACAUAAAACUCUCCUAGGUCUGAUAAAGAACAAUCAGAAUACUCAAUUAUAUAAUUCAAUGUAUUUUAUGUUCCCAAAAGUUAAUAAAAAAAUUUUAACAUUUCUUUAAUAACAGUUCUUUUAAUAGUUGUCUUUUUUCAAAAUAAUUGUUCCACUGAUCACAAACAGAAUACUUAACCAUAAGACGUGUUACUAGCUUUAGUUAAAAAGUACUAUAAUUUAAAGACACAUGUUUUUUAAAAUUUAAAUUCAUUAAAAUUGUAAUUUGUGAUUCUUACUUAAUAUUUAUUCAUGAGUGUUGAUACAGUAUAUCUUUUACUUGAAAGACUUUUGACAAGUUUAGUGCAUUAUUGGAAUUACAGUAUAAAAUACUGUACGUAACCUACCUAUGGAUCUUCUAAAUGCGUACAUUCCGAUUUUUACUACAUUAACUAAAUAUAACUAAAAAAAGUGGAUUUUAUAAUUGGUACAAUAAAUAUUAUUUGCUCCAUGAUUAGAGUUUAAUACUUAACAAUCCUAAGUAAACUAAACAGUCCUCACCUUUAUAUUGUAUGAUUUAUGAGUAAUUCCCUCAUCGUAGUUUAUUGUGUACCUGAUUAGCGAUUCAAUAUAGACAAUAGAUUUUAUAAGUGAAUCACCAAUAAUGCAAUCCAAUUAUUAUUUUUAAUAAUUGUAUAUUAUCCUCAUUGAAUAAUAACUUAUCUCUAUUGUAGCUUAAUGUAUAAAAGUUCGCUUUUACAUUAAAUAUCCAGAUUUGUAUACUCUUUAUUUCAUAGUUUUGCUUGAAUUUUCACCUAUCAGUUGUGUUUAAAUUGAGUAGAGUUUAUUAGUAUUUUAUCAUUAGUAGAUUUAUUUAGAUCAUCUUUAGAAUGUGGAUUGGAUAAUAAUAAACAAAUAUUUUUUCAAAUACAGUUACAAAUGAAAACUAAUUUUUCAUAAAUUGAAAAUAACUACUUAGAUUUUUUAAAAUCUGUUAAUGUGCUGUAAUUUUCUGUUCUAAGUAAAAUUGUGAAGCAAUUUUAAAGCUCAUUAGUUUUUAUGCUCUUUAUGUUAAUAUAUGCUAUGUAUAAUAUGAAAACAUUCAUAAUAAGUUGUUGCUUAUUUCUCUUUGAAAUGUAAUUAAUCAUGUUUUGCCAGUAACCCACACCUCCCUCUCUCUUUAUAUCCUACUUUCACUUACAACAAAUACACAGAUUCCAUCAGCCUUUCUGACUCACUAACCUCAUGGCAACAUUUGAAAUACACUGAUUUAAGGGGAGUCUAACUCGAUAUUCUUUCAAAAAAUAUAAUUUUUACUUUUUUGUUGUUUAUUAUGCAUUGAAAUCGCCUCUUUUCAAUGGUAUAUUACUUUGUGUUUGAUCUCAAUUUCAAAUAUAUACAUUUUUUAUAAACUAUUUCAUAGUGUAUUUUUGGUUAUGGCACCUGGAGUAAAUAUAACCAAUCUUUAUUAGACAAAACAUAGCAUGACUAUAAAAAUCAUUUCAAAAUUUUAAAAGAGAUUAUGUCUAAAAUUAAGCCUAUAUUUCAGGACUUGACAAAGUAGCUUUUGGAAAAGUGUCUAAAAGGACAAAACACAGAAUCCAAAUAGUUGAUGAAUAAUGUUAUACAUCAUUACAUCAUGUGGUCUGUGGUCCCAAAAAGGGCCUUUGUGACAUUACCUACACUGAAUAAUGGUGUUUAUACUGCAGUUUGUGCAUUUAAUAAUGUUUAUAAACUCUAAUUCUGUGUUGGGAAAAAAUAUUUAAAAUAUUUUUUGGGCAAUUUAUUUACGUAAUAUAUAUUUUUUUGUUUAUAAAAAUGUCUGUUUAAUUUUAUUUAUCUUGUGUGUGUGUGUGUCUAAAUAAAAGUUCAUAGAAUGGACAGAAAAAAUUCAGAGUCCUAGCUUGACAAGUUAUAGAGAUAAACAGCAUAAAGUUAACAUUACAGAAGAUAGGGAAUCUGACUCCCCUUAGUCAGCCUUCCUUCUCCAGACUCAAGGCAACAGUAGAAAUACAAUUAUUUCUCCAGCCUCAAAGCAACAGUAGAAAUACACUGAUUUAACCAGCCUUCCUUCUCCAGCCUCAAAGCAACAGUAGAAAUACAAUGAUUUCUCCAGCCUUCCUUCACCGGCCUCCAAGCCACAUUAAAAUACGCUUGCUUCAUUAACUUUAACUCUAACCUUUCUUUCUCAUGGCGAAAUAUUGCUUGCCCAUGAUGACAGUCUGAAUAAGAAAAAAAAAGAAUAAAAAGGAUAACAAUAAUUUUGGGAAUACUGGUAAAACUAGUGGCUUCACAGUAUAGUUAGACUAAAUUCUGGGUUAAAAGUAGCUUUGGCUAGGAUCCUGCUGAGUUUGAGGAUUUUUAUCAGUACUGUCCACCUAAUACUCAGCUUUAGUAUUUAAAAUUCUGUGUUCAGAUCUCGUUUUUAAUAAAUGGGCGAGUAAAGAUAAAAAAAUAAAUUUUUGGCCAAACAAUUAAAUUUUAAGAAAAUAUCAAAUAGCCAUGCAAUGAAUUUAAAUCAGAAUCCCAUCAAACCAUGUAGUUUAUUGGUUUUAGUUAUAGAUUACUUACCAUAUUCACUAAAUAAAUUCAUGAGUGAACUCAAUAUAUUUUAUUGAAGAUUAUCAAAACAACAAUUUCUGUAGAAUUAAUUAAAGUUAUAUAUAGACCAUUAUCAAAUGUUUUCAAAUGUAUUAUGCACUCAGGAGAAAGUAUUAAAAUAACUUUAAAAAAUCAAUGAAACACUUAAUUAGUUUUGCAACUUGUUAUACCAUGUUUGUAUUGCAAAAUCUGUCAACAUGUUGUUACUAUAAGAAAAUUGUAUUUAUAGUGUAUUUAACCACAUUGUAAUACUUUAAAUGUUAUUUGUAGUAACAACAUUUCCAUUGAGAUAAUACUGCUAAUGAACACAACAUUACUUUGUACUUUAAUCAAUAUUUUAAAUACAAUUUAGAGUUUUAAAAUACAAUAGUCAUAGCUUCAACUUGUAAAAUUUUUUAACUGAAUAUUACGUUUUAUCCCCUACAUAAUUAUUCAUGACUAGAUCAAAUUAGUAUAUGGCCAGUUAUUUACUUUAGUUUUUCAACCAUACAUGUUGCUUACAUGAUUGUUAAAUUUGCCCUUACAUAAGAGUUUUAUAACAAAUUUCUUAAAUAUAGUACUUUUUCUUUUUAAUUGACAAAUUCUUGUUUUUCUCUACACAUUUAUAUUGUAUUUGUUUUGAGCCACAAAGAUUUAUUUUAUACAAAUAGUUUAUAAAAUAGCUUUAGUUCAUAACAAAGAAGCCUACCAUGACAAUUUAAAUUUAAUGUUUAUACAUAAAUUGCUAUAUCAAGUAAUAUACUAUGUAAUGUACGUGUUCAAUUAAAAUAUUGUAUUUUGUGAAAAUCAUAUUGUUAUACUGUCUCUUUGAACAAAAUUGAGCUUUAGGCUAGCUUACUUAAGUAGAAAAAUUAAUAUAUUGUUUUUAGUUGUUGUUGUUAUCUUUAAGAACUGUAACAUUAUAUUAGUUGUACAGCAUUUAUGUUCUUAUAUGAAAUAAAAAAAGUGUAAGAAGAA